UUUUGUAUGGUAGGGAACUCUUAUGUACGGAGACAUUGAGGUAUGUGAUUGCUUAAUCGAUUUUUUUAAAUAGUAUUUAAGAAGUCGUAAUUCAGAAUAUGUAAUAUUAUCAUACCUUUAGUAGCACGGUGGUUUAGUUACAUUCAGAGGAUUUGUUGUCAUGGAGGAAUAUGCCAGAGAACCCUGUCCUUUUAGGAUUGUAGAUGAUUGUGGUGGUGCUUUUGCAAUGGGUUGCAUAGGAGGUGGUAUAUUUCAAGCCAUAAAGGGCUUUCGAAAUGCUCCAUCUGGAUUCAAUAAGCGCAUGGUUGGAAGUUUAACUGCUGUGAAGCUCCGUUCUCCAGUGAUCGCAGGAAAUUUUGCAGUUUGGGGAGGAAUGUUUAGCACCAUUGAUUGCACGUUAGUACAUUUUCGGAAAAAGGAAGAUCCAUGGAAUUCAAUCAUUAGUGGAUUUACAACAGGUGGAAUUUUAGCUGCUAGAAACGGUAUACCAGCAAUGGCAGGAAGUGCUAUAAUCGGUGGAGUGUUACUGGCUUUAAUUGAAGGAGUUGGAAUUUUAUUUACCCGUCUUUCUGCAGAACAAUUUCGAAAUCCUACACCACCAAUUGAAGAUCCGAUAGCACUAGGCGAUGCUGCACAAUCUUUAGGUUUUGGUCAAACCCAUCAGCAUCAAUCACAGUAUCAGUGAAUACACGUUGUAAUAUGUACAGGAUUCUUAUUUAUACAUAUGCGUUGUAACAUAUUUGUGAACCACGUGCAUAACGGUGUAAAUUUAUUUUUAAUAGACCAUAAUAUUUAGCAAUUGUACAAUUUCUGAAAAUUACGUUAUAUUAACAUUUAAAUCUUAUAUUUCAAUAGUCAUUUGUAAUAUUCUGAUGAUUAUGUGAAAUAAAUUUAAAUUAAAUAAUGA
This is a messenger RNA of Zeugodacus cucurbitae (melon fly), 907 nucleotides long. RefSeq names its product mitochondrial import inner membrane translocase subunit Tim17-B. Gene Ontology annotation, cellular component: TIM23 mitochondrial import inner membrane translocase complex; mitochondrial inner membrane. The transcript has 4 exons. The record is from RefSeq and is a predicted model, not a curated record. Gene Ontology annotation, molecular function: transmembrane protein transporter activity. NCBI's taxonomy places the organism in Eukaryota, Metazoa, Arthropoda, Insecta, Diptera, Tephritidae. Gene Ontology annotation, biological process: protein import into mitochondrial matrix. Bases 161 to 685 code for a protein of 174 amino acids.